Triticum aestivum (bread wheat) is the source of this 1979-nucleotide messenger RNA. RefSeq lists its product as uncharacterized. The record is from RefSeq and is a predicted model, not a curated record. Gene Ontology annotation, molecular function: protein binding. NCBI's taxonomy places the organism in Eukaryota, Viridiplantae, Streptophyta, Magnoliopsida, Poales, Poaceae. The transcript is spliced from 2 exons. Bases 392 to 1750 code for a protein of 452 amino acids.
ACGAGUGGAUGCAGGGAUGCACAAGAGAUGCUGGAUCCACAAGAUACGACCGGGUCCUCUUCGCCGAGAUCGAGGUAAUCUGUUCGCAUUCUGUCUGUCUCCCUCUCUCUCUCUGGAAUUGAUGACGCGCGGAAAGCCGACGGCGCGGCAAGAUCGGCCUCCGGGCGCGAUCGCCGGCGAAUCGCCUUUGGAGAGGCAGCGCAGUUUCCGUACGUUAUUUGUGAUAAGUCGUCUUCAAUUUAAUCGUGUGGUGAUUUUGAUUGAAAAACGGAAGUUCAUAACUGAGUCGGAGUGGGUCAUGUACGUACCUACCUAUCUUAUAUUGGACAGGUGCGAAAGCAAUUAGGCAGAUCGAUCGCCGUACGCUCCUGGAACGCAAGCAGUAGCGAUCAUGACGACGAAAUCAUCGGUGGAGGACCUGACGCUUAUGUUACCCCACGACUUGCUCGCCGACGUCCUCCGCCACCUCGGACCGCCGCGCCUCGUCGCCGUGUCCCGCUGCAUCUGCAAGGCAUGGCGCGACGUCAUCGACGAUCAUCGCCUGCUGCGAGCGGACCUCCUUCCUCUCUCUCUGGCCGGCAUCUUUACCGUCAUGCACAGAGACGACUCAGGCAUCCACAAAUACUUCUCGCCCGUUUCUUCCCCGACCAUCAUCGCCCCCUUGGACUACGUGGACACCGACGACCCUGAAUGCCUUACAAUUGUGCAACACUGCAAUGGUCUGCUCCUGCUUGGCUAUGAGGAAAAAAGGGUACUUAAUCCAGCCACACGACAGUGGGCGUGCUUGCCUCCUCCCCCGCCCAUGUUCACGCCUGGCAUGGAGGACGCCGAUUGGUAUUUGGAGUCAGGCAUGGACAAUCACCAUCAGUAUCUUGUCUUUGACCCGACUGUGUCACCGGACUAUAAGGUCUUUUCGAUCAAGUAUGUUCCUUGGUAUCCCUCUCCUGAUGACAUGCAUUUGGCGUGUCGUGAAAUCCAAGAACGAGAAUGGCCACCGUCGAAAUUUGUUUUGCACAUCUAUUCGUCGAGGACAAAGGAGUGGGAGGAGAAGACAUUCCUUCGGGAAGGCGAGGCUGCAGGGAAGAUUGGCUAUAUGUUACAGACAAUGCAAACGACCCAACGUUAUGCGACAUACUGGCGGGGAUCUCUUUACGUCUGUCAGCAUGAAUUUCUUAUGAGAAUAAACUUGUCAAAUGGCACGUACCAAGUGAUUGACCUCCCAAAAGGUUGUCAUGUAGUGUUUUUUGAAAACUUUUAUAUAGGAAAAUCAGAGAAAGGAAUUUAUUGUAGCGUCCUGUAUGGAUUCUACGGACUUCAAGUUUGGUUCCUCCACGAGUCAUUUAGUCAGGCGAAGUGGAAGUUGAAGCGUGACAUCAAUCUUAAACCUCUAUUGGCUGACUUUCCAUGGAAAUAUGAUAAUAGGCCCUGGACCUUUCAAUAUGGUAAUGUCAAUGAUGAUCAGGAUGGCAUGAGAAAAGCACCGAUGGAUGAAGAAUUUGAUUGGGGUAUUGAGGACUCUAAACCACAAGAUAGUGGAUAUGCCCCCCAUAGAUAUGCUAUUUCUCUGCUGGGAUUUCAUCCUAACGAAGAGGUGGUCUUCUUCCAUACACCCUCUAAACGAGUAGUGGCCUAUAAUUUUGAUUGCUCCAAGAUUGAAGACCUGGGGAGCUUCCCCACAGAAAGUGACCACGAAAUACGCAUGUCGUUUCCAUACACACCAUGUCAGACUGGUGAGCUAUCAGACAACUAGUUUAAUUAUACUAUGAGAAUUAAUAAGCAUAUGCAAUUCUUGUUGUUUAGUUUAUAUACACAAGAGCGAUUGAUUUUAUAUUGUUGUGAAAAAUUGUGAACAAAUGAUGGUUUUGCUAGAACAUUAUUGCCUACAUUUCAACAUAAGCAAACUUGAUAAAUUUCUAUCAUCAGACCCACAUAUUGGGACCUGUCUACACGCAUAUUCGGAACUUAACCAUCAAUACAGG